GGUUGCUAGCAGUCUGGAAAUAUUUUUGUUUUCUUUUUCUUGACUCUUGGUUUUCUCUAUUUGGUUGCUUGGGGAAAAGGUCAAUUUUUUUUUUUCUGCAAUCUGUUUUUGCUACCUUUUGAAACAAUAAGAUUCUGUGCUUUAAGCCGAAAUCUUAUGUGUUCUAUGAUAUUAACGUUUGUAAACAUAGUGAAAGCCAAUUCUUUGGCCAGAAGGGGAACUUGGUUGCUUCUUGCCUGUGGUAUUAACGUCUUUGAAACUAAAGUUUGAACACAGUCGACACAACUGGCUGUGUUCAUAAACAAUUAAGGAUCGUUAAUUUGGUCAGAGUGCUAUAGCUGGACUUAAAGAUGACUGAUAAUGGAAGAGUGCAUCCAGACUGUGUUAAUGCUUCCAAUCCCUACCAUGAAUGUGGUGUAGCUUGCCUUGAAAAAAUUGCGCAGGGCCAGGGAUGGAAAGAGAAAAAGAAAUCAGAUUAUCGCAAUGGUACAAAGGGAGGUGGACUUGGCAAAAAGAUGGAUGGAGAAAAAAGAGGAAACUCGAAUUGUCCUAAAGCAUCUAAUCCUUUCCAUCAAUGUGACAAAUUUUGCUCUUAUAGAACUACUGAAGCCAAUUCUCAGGGGGUUAACAAAGAAUCAGGGUCCUUCAUCCUUGAUACUUCUCUAAGCUUUGGUAGAAAAAAGAAGGGAUCUGAAUCUCAGCCGAGGUCCCCUAAAGUAGCCAACAAUGUCUCUGCUGCAAAAGCAGUGUACCCUGCUGAUUUGUCGUCACCUCGGUCGCCUUUUCCAACCAAAAAAAAAGUGGAAUCAGAUAAUGGUCAUUCAUCGUCUUCGUCUCGGCAACAUUCUGAAGAAAGUUAUUCUCAAGAUCAUUCUUUUGACAAGGGUCAAGUUCUAGCGCCUGAACUUGUGCCUGUAUCUGGGAACUUAAAGCCUGAUGGUCCCAAGAACCUUUCACUUGGUAGUUUUACCUGUUUUGCCAUUGCGCCACCAACUGAACAGGAUGACAAGGAAAAGAGUCCUUUGCCUGGGGCAAUUAAGAAUGUGGAAAUAACUAAUGGCCGAAGUACUGAGUCUCUAAAUUUCACUUUCUCAGGCAUUUCCCGUGCUACAGAAGGGAGUGAUGAUGAAGAGAUUCUGUCUGUUAUUUCUGAUUCCUGUGUCUCAGUUGGGAAAUAUCAUGUGAGAGCAAAUAGUGCCUCUAUUUUGCAGUCAAUCAUUGAUAAAUAUGGGGACAUAGCAGCAAACUGCCGGUUGGAAUCAACUUCGCUGCGGACCUAUUACCUGGAAUGUCUCUGCUCUGUGGUUCAGGAGUUGCAAUCCACUUCUCUUAACCAGCUAACAAAAUCCAAAGUCAGAGAACUGUUGGCUGUUCUUAAGGAUGUAGAGUCGGCACAAAUUGAUGUCAGCUGGCUGCGGAGCAUACUGAAUGGACUCACAGAAGCAGUCGAGCUAAAUAAUAAGCAACAAGCUGCUGAGGAAGCAAAAACUAACUGCGAUCAUGUUAUAGAAUCAACAAGGAAAGAGCUAGAAUCCAUGGUGGAGGAAUUGGGUCAGAAAGAACAAGCAGUUGCAAACACUAAGGCAAGAAUUGAAGAAAUAAGUGCUCACUUGAGCGAGCUCGAGCUUGAAUCUUCUGAGUUGAGUGAUACUAUCCUGUCAUUAAGGUCCAAGAUUGAUAAUUUUCAUUCCAAACCGUUGGGAGAUCAGAUCUUGUAAUGCUACUGAGGCUAGAAUAACAGUAAUUGAUGACUUGUUGAGUGCAUUCUGGUAUGUUGUAUGCUUGCAGCAAGGUAAUUGUAUGAUACAAAAUAUGUGGGUAAUAUUAGGCUUUCUAUUUUUAGUACCUAAAAUAAGUGUAUGCUAAUGCUACAAAACAUGUAGUUGGUUUGAGGAGAGUCCUCUACUAAUUUAUUUUUUCUUUUCUUUUC
Molecule: messenger RNA, 1930 nt
Organism: Ricinus communis (castor bean)
Lineage: Eukaryota; Viridiplantae; Streptophyta; Magnoliopsida; Malpighiales; Euphorbiaceae
Exons: 5
Coding region: 351-1718 (455 amino acids)
Source: RefSeq, a predicted model, not a curated record